Messenger RNA from Lichtheimia ornata, 357 nucleotides. RefSeq lists its product as uncharacterized. The coding region runs from base 1 to 357 and encodes 118 amino acids. Lineage: Eukaryota; Fungi; Mucoromycota; Mucoromycetes; Mucorales; Lichtheimiaceae. The transcript is spliced from 3 exons. Gene Ontology annotation, molecular function: enzyme regulator activity. Gene Ontology annotation, biological process: mitochondrial electron transport, cytochrome c to oxygen. Gene Ontology annotation, cellular component: mitochondrial inner membrane. The record is from RefSeq and is a predicted model, not a curated record.
AUGGCUUCCCGUGCACUUUUCAACACCCAACUAACACGCUCUCUAAAGCGUCCUGGUGUGCGCUUCAAUACUACAUUCAACUCAAAGUUUGCUCGUGAACGUGAUGCUGUCAAGGAGCAUGCUGGCAAGGCUGCUGAUACAUGGAAGAAGAUCAGUCUCUUUGUCUGCAUUCCUGCUUUGCUUGCAACCGGUAUCAACGCUUACAACCUUGCCAUGGCACAUGAAGAACAUUUGAAGCAUCAUCCACACAAGUGGGUUCAUUAUCCAUACUUGAAUAUGCGUGCACACGACUUUUUCUGGGGACCCGAAUCUCUCUUCUUCAAUCCCAAGGUCAACCACCCAGCUACUGAGGAUUAG